Molecule: messenger RNA, 1985 nt
Organism: Pollicipes pollicipes
Lineage: Eukaryota; Metazoa; Arthropoda; Thecostraca; Pollicipedomorpha; Pollicipedidae
Product: serine/threonine-protein kinase VRK1
Exons: 9
Coding region: 165-1985 (606 amino acids)
Biological process (GO): protein phosphorylation
Molecular function (GO): protein kinase activity; ATP binding
Source: RefSeq, a predicted model, not a curated record
GUUGGCACGGUGUGAGUGUUUGUGUUCCAGUUCGGCUGUGAUCAACUGAUUUGUUUGUGCGCAAUGCUAGAUGGAAUCUUUGCUUAAUUUGGGUAUUUGGCAUUGAUCACUUCAAGAAUGCAGACAGACGUCUUGGCAUUGCGAGCUUGAACAGGGGCGCCCAGAUGGCUCCGCGCCGGUCCCGCGCCGCGGCCGCUCCCCAGAGGGCGACGAACGGCCACCGUGUGCCGGUGCGGCUGCCGCCCGGCCUGACGCUGACCGACGUCACCCAGCGGCGCUGGCGGCUCGGCCGCUCCAUCGGCAUUGGCGGUUUCGGCGAGAUCUACUGCGCCGACCGCGACGACGGCGGCCCGGUGGGCGCCGACGCGGCGCAUGUGGUCAAGGUGGAGCCGCACUCGAACGGGCCGCUCUUCUCGGAGAUGCACUGCUACCACCGUGUGGCGCGCGCUGACAUGAUCGACGCCUGGAGGCGCCAGCAGGGCCUGAAGAGGCUGGGCAUGCCGCGCUUCGUGGCGAGCGGCUCGGUGGAGUACGGCGGCCAGCGCUACCGCUUCAUGGUCAUCGACCGCUUCGGCACCGACCUGCAGAAGCUGCUCAACGAGAACGGCGCCCGGUUCCCCGUGGCCACAGUCCUCCUGAUCGGCGUGCAGGUGCUGGACACGCUGGAGUACGUGCACAGUCGGGAGUACAUUCACGCAGACAUCAAAGCACAGAACCUGCUGCUGGGCUACAAGAAGGGGACUGAGAACCAGGUGUACUUGGUCGACUUUGGUCUGGCGUGUCGGUACGCGCUGGACGGUCAGCACAAGCCGUACAGGCCGGACCUGCGCAAGGCGCACAACGGCACCAUCGAGUUCACCAGCCGCGACGCCCACAUCGGCGCCCACUCGCGGCGCGGCGACCUCGAGAUCCUCGGCUACAACCUGCUGCAGUGGGCGUGCGGCCGGCUGCCCUGGCAGGACCACCUGCAGCACGCCGACGCCGUGGCGCGCUACAAGAACCGGCUGAUGCAGGACGUGCCGGCGCUCAUGCUGGCGUGCUUCCCGGACGGACGACCAGCCGGCGCCGAUGCGAUCCAGCACUUCCUGGAGUCAGUGGCUGCUCUAGAGUUCGAGACCGACCCGGACUACGAAUCGCUGCGAGGCCUGCUGCGGGCCGGCCUGCGCACGCUCGGCUCCCCCAGCCGGCUGCGGUUCUCUGCCGCCGUCCAGGCCACGCACCGCCGCCGCCGACCCCGCUCCGGCUCAAGUCGCAGCCAAGAGCCGGCCGCCAAACGGCCAGCCCGCUCCCCAACCCAACCCGGCAGCAGCGGCGGCGGCCAGGAGAACAACUUGGGCCGCGCGGGCGCGCCGCCGGGCCGCCGCGGCCGGGCGCCGCUCCGGCUGGUGACGGGCAACAGCGGCCCGCCGGCGCCCGACGACCAGCCCGAGGCCACGUCGCCCUCGCUCCGCUCCGACGGCAAGCUGCGCGACUUCGACUGGCAGCACUACAACAAGAUGGUGGAGGAGGCGGAGCGCCGCCGCGCCGGGCGUCAGUCGACUGCGGACGGCGGCGCCGGCGACGGCGCGGCUGAGAGCCGAUACACAAUGCAGGACAAUAUCACUCCGGCUAUGCGCGCCGUUCUCCUGAAACGGCUGACUCGCUCGCCAGAAAAGGGUGACGCGCGCGCCAAGAAGCGCAGCUGCAGCAGCAGCCGCGGCCGGAAGGAGAGCAGCGCUGCGGCGCCGGUCACACCGGCCAUGGCGGACGUGAUGCGAACACGACGGAGCCGGCAGCGGGGCCGGCGCCGCCGCUCGCCGGACGGCACCGACGACGAGCUCAGCUUCCACGCGCCGCCCGUAGAGUCGGCCGCGGCCAUGCGUUGGCGGAGCCCGCCGCUUGCCCUGCCCCAAGCCGCGGUCAGCCAUCCGCAGCGAGCCGCCGGCCGCGGGGCGCCGCCUGCGCAGCGGGCUCCAGUACAGCUCUCGACCGGCCUGACGCCCUGA